This is a messenger RNA of Lampris incognitus (smalleye Pacific opah), 2049 nucleotides long. It is a transcript of the gene znf704, whose product is annotated as zinc finger protein 704. The transcript has 9 exons. Gene Ontology annotation, biological process: regulation of transcription by RNA polymerase II. Gene Ontology annotation, molecular function: RNA polymerase II cis-regulatory region sequence-specific DNA binding; DNA-binding transcription factor activity. Gene Ontology annotation, cellular component: nucleus. Lineage: Eukaryota; Metazoa; Chordata; Actinopteri; Lampriformes; Lampridae. The record is from RefSeq and is a predicted model, not a curated record. The coding region runs from base 314 to 1891 and encodes 525 amino acids.
GCCUCUCCAGCGGCGGAUGAACCGUUGUCCCCCCCCCCUUCCCCAGCGUAUUUAUCUGUCGGCCGAUAUCUUGAUUCCCGCGGAUUCAAGCGUACUCGGAUCCGGCGUAUUCAGGGCGGUAAUACAAGGAGCUCCGCCGUUCGAGCAUGUUGCCGCUUCCCAACAUCUUAUCCGGGCUAUUGGAGCGCUUGGUCUGCCCGCUGCGGUUUUGCGUUUCCGCCGACCUUGUUUAUCUAUUAUAAUUUGAGGGUCGCCCGCGUCACUAACCCCCCCCCCCCGUCGAAGCUCCGAGGGUCCGUGGGACGUCUGAGCCAUGCAUACGAGGCGUCUGGUGAAACGCUCGGUCCUCGGGAGCCGCGUCUACGCGCCGAGCCCGACCGGGGAUGGCGCGCCGGUGACAGGAGUGGUCCAGGCUGUCAAGCAGGAAAACAGAGAUGUCCCGGCCACCGGCGCCCGGCGCCACGUCUACACCGUGUUGCUGCAAGACGGCAGCCUCAGGGAGUUCUCCGAGGACGAAAUUGCCGCGGGUUUCAACCACACGGCAGCCAAAGCGCCGCUGAAGUCGAGUUUGAAGCAAAGUUCCACUAACGGGGCCCCAGAGGCUCACAAGGUGGAAGGCGGCUCCCUCAGCCCGGAGACGGUGGAGGAGCAGCGUGUCGUGGAUGGUAAACGCUGUGGCCGGGCCCUGGAUCCAGACACGCGUUCAGUAUCCCUGCUGGAACAGAAGCGCAAAGUGGUCUCUUCAAGCAUCGACGUCCCCCAUGCCAGGCGGUCGGAGGAGGAGGUGGACAUGGACAAGGUGACGGCUGCCAUGGUGCUGACCAGCCUCUCCACCAGCCCGUUGGUCAGGAGCCCGCCUGUCAAAGUCAGCGAUGGUCUGAGCGGUUCAUGGAAGGACAACGGUUCAGCCGGUCCCUUCACUCCCUCCAGCUACAGCUCCUCUGGGGGUUACUGGAGCUGGUCUGCCCCCAGUGACCAGUCCAACCCGUCCACCCCGUCCCCACCGCUCUCAGCAGACAGCUUCAAGCCCUUCCGUGUGCCCAGCAUAGGCGGCGUGGGGCCCGGCCCCGCAGGACCCGAGGACCCCAGCCUGGACGAGCAGGACGGCAGUAGCCUGCUGUUUGAUGAGCCCAUCCCACGCAAACGCAAGAACUCCAUGAAGGUGAUGUUCAAGUGUCUUUGGAAAAACUGCGGCAAGGUACUGAGUACCGCAGCCGGCAUCCAGAGACACAUCCGCACAGUCCACCUAGGGCGUAACUGUGACUCAGACUGCAGUGACGGCGAGGAGGACUUCUACUACACGGAGAUCAAACUCAACACCGACUCGGUGGCCGACGGCCUGAGCAGCCUGUCCCCUGUCUCCCCCUCCGUCAUCUCCCCUCCCCCGCUGCCCAGCAGCCAGCCCUGUGAGCCCCUCAGACCCCCUGGGCAGACCGCCGACGCCAAGGAGCACCACGCCAACAGCAACGGUGGCAUGGUGGGCACCACGCCGCUCAGCCGCUCGGCUCCCAGCGCACUCUACCUCGUUCACACGGACCACGCCUACCAGGCCACAGCGCCGGUGUCCAUCCCCUCCAGUGGAUGUAGUUCAGCAGGCUCGACCUCCACCAGUUUCACGCCCACUAACAGCUCCAGUUUCAGCAUCUCCUGGCAGUCACCACCCGUUACCUUCACCGGCAACACGGCGUCCCCCAGUAAAAGCCAGGGCUUUGGUGAACAGCGCUCCCAGACUAUAGCUGCCCUCUCCUCCCCUCCCAGAGCUGCCACUGCCCUCAGCCGGAAGGUGCGUGGGGAGGGGAAGAAGUGCCGCAAGGUGUACGGGAUGGAGAACCGGGACAUGUGGUGCACAGCCUGCCGCUGGAAAAAGGCUUGCCAGAGAUUUACCGACUGAUUCACCGUCCUGCCGCGCCAACAGGGCGCCGCCACCACUGCAGCCGCCUAUCGCCAGGGAAAGGAGGAGGGGCGUCAUUUCGCAUGCAUUCAUUUUUCUUCUCAGCUCGACUUCAACUCCGUCCAUCAAAACAUCGGCUCCGCCCCUACUUCCGCCCA